This is a messenger RNA of Recurvomyces mirabilis, 1527 nucleotides long. It is a transcript of the gene ALG2, whose product is annotated as Alpha-1,3-mannosyltransferase-like protein. Lineage: Eukaryota; Fungi; Ascomycota; Dothideomycetes; Mycosphaerellales; Teratosphaeriaceae. The record is from RefSeq and is a predicted model, not a curated record. The transcript is spliced from 2 exons. The coding region runs from base 1 to 1527 and encodes 508 amino acids. Gene Ontology annotation, molecular function: alpha-1,3-mannosyltransferase activity; GDP-Man:Man(1)GlcNAc(2)-PP-Dol alpha-1,3-mannosyltransferase activity. Gene Ontology annotation, cellular component: endomembrane system.
AUGGCCAACACCAGUACGCCAACGAGUGCCGCGAAAAACAUCGUCUUUGUCCACCCAGACCUUGGCAUAGGAGGCGCAGAAAGACUGGUGAUAGAUGCGGCCGUGGGACUGCAAUCGCUUGGACAUAAGGUCACGGUACUCACAUCCUAUCGUGAUACGAAUCACUGCUUUGAGGAAGCGAGAGAUGGAACACUCGAUGUCCGAGUCCGUGGCGAUGCCUUGUUCCCACCCUCGAUCGGCGGACGGCUUAGUAUUCUGUUCUCCAUAUUGAGGCAACUGGCGCUGGUAGUGAGCACUGGUGUUGCUUCCAACGAGCUCAAAACGCUUCAACCAGAUGUGAUAUUUGUGGACCAGCUCAGCGCAUGCGUGCCGCUCUUACGUCUGCUGUACCCGCAAGCCAAGGUUCUCUUCUAUGGACACUACCCGGACCGUCUGCUAGCGCAAGAAGCCGACGGAGUCGUGAAGUACAUCAAGCGAGCUUAUCGGCUGCCGUUCGAUGCUAUCGAAGGGUGGAGCACAGGAUGCUCCGACGAUAUAGUUGUCAACAGCAGAUUCACACGGGGCGUAUUCAAGGCCACUUUCAGACAUAUGCAAAGACGGGACAUGAAAGUCAUAUACCCUUGUGUCGAUACCAGCAAUAGCAGUCCGAAGAAUACAACCGCCAUCUGGCCAGGCAAGAGGAUCCUUCUGAGCAUAAACCGAUUUGAGGGCAAGAAGAAUCUUGAUCUAGCAAUACGAGCAUACGCUGGUCUGUCGGCGGACGAGCGCAAGAGAUCCAAGCUUAUCAUGGCUGGUGGAUUUGAUCCACGGGCACCAGAGAACGCGGUGGUGCACAAGCGCUUGCAGCAAUUGUCAGAGUCACUUCAUCUCACACACGCGACUUUCCGCAGCAACGACACACUCACCACGGAUCUCACGACAGAUGACGUAGAUACGCUCUUCCUACUAUCAAUACCACAUGAGAUGAAACAGCGACUACUGAACUCCGCAAGUCUGCUGAUCUAUACACCAAAGAACGAGCACUUCGGCAUUGUACCACUGGAAGCUAUGCUUGCCGGUGCACCAGUCUUGGCGACGAACACAGGAGGCCCACUCGAAACAAUCUACGAUGGUCGUACGGGCUGGUUACGAAGUCCGGAUAGGGUCGAACAGUGGACAGAAGUCAUGCGCAAAGCCCUUAUACCAUCCAGCGAGGACGCGCUGCGUGCCAUGGGCCAGAAGGGCCGUGAGCGGGUCCUGGCAGAGUUCAGUCACACUAAAAUGACGGCUUCGCUGGACAAGGAGAUUCAGGACUUGUGUGCGAGCACAGCACUACGGCCGGCGAUUACACCCGAGUGGGUACAAGCACUGCUAGUCGUCACCCUCAUCGCGAUCAUUGCUGGGUUCCUCGUCUCGAGGUUCUUCUUAUGGGCGGUGAAUCUAGAUGAGCAGAAGCAUCUCCGGGAUCUGGCGAGUGCGGGAUCUGGCAUACAGAGUACAAUUGCUUCUGUGGCCGCUUCUGCUACUCACGUAACCGAUGAAUUGUGA